AUGUCGUCUUCACAAUUUAGACGAGAAUAUAAGCAGAAAUUACAGGUAGAGAAGGAGGAGGCGCACAGAAAACAAAUAAGGAUUAGACAGAAAAGAAAAAGUGAAAAGAAAGAUCAAAAUAAUAAUGACGAGGAUCAGGAGAGUAAGAAGAAAAGUUUGUGUUGUGCGGAGGAAGAUAAAAGUAAUAAGGAAGGACAGCAGGUAAAGAAAAGCCGAAAAGUCAGUAAAUCUAGGAAAGUGAAGAAAGUGAAAGCUAGUACUAGCAAGUCAGUAGAUUACCCGUGUGGUUUUUGCCAGCAAGAAUGCGUUGUUGAUAGUGUUUGUUGCGAUCUUUGUGAUCAAUGGAUACAUUUUGCUUGUUUAGGAAUGACAGGAGAGGAAGAAGAAUUUAUAGCUGACUGGUUUUGUCCACAGUGUAAAGAUUCUUGA
Molecule: messenger RNA, 429 nt
Organism: Mercenaria mercenaria
Lineage: Eukaryota; Metazoa; Mollusca; Bivalvia; Venerida; Veneridae
Exons: 2
Coding region: 1-429 (142 amino acids)
Source: RefSeq, a predicted model, not a curated record